Molecule: messenger RNA, 734 nt
Organism: Microbotryum saponariae
Lineage: Eukaryota; Fungi; Basidiomycota; Microbotryomycetes; Microbotryales; Microbotryaceae
Source: the annotation of a GenBank genome assembly
AUGCAUCCUCAGCGCCCGACCAUGAGUACUCAUGCUUCGGCACACCCUCACCCACAAAGCUGGACCAAGACGAUCAUCAAGGGCAGGAACAAGGCUUGCAGCAGGUGAGUGCUAGAGCUCCAGUCUUUCGCUUCCGUACUCGACGACUCCCAGCCCGAGGUCGACGGACUCGAGCCCGCUCACUAGGCGGGCGGUAGCGAUGCGCUCUGCAUGUGGGGCGGUGGUGUUCCGUGUGCACGCGAGGGCUGACUCGAAUUUCGCCUUGGACAAUGUCGGGAAUCGUCGGGCACCAGAUGCCACAUUCGUCGGGUUCGCUGUACGGGCACAGAGGGUGAACCCUGUUAUGCGUGCCUACGAACUGGUAAGUGUCGGCCGAAUCGGGCUCCAAUGUCAACUAGGCCUCGAUCGCUGAGUCUCGGAUCGGCUCUGUCCUCAAUCCCUUCUGCUCUUCCUCUCGCAUCUACGUAGCCAAAGCAAGGAACCACGACCUCGAGCAAGUCUAUUGCGGGUAUCGCAGCGCCAGUUGCAGCGAAGAAAUCUUCGACCACAUCAAUCGUAAGUCCCAGCCCCACUCCCCAUCACGAACCUGGCUGGUGUGCGGAGGUCGGGCGGCGCCGCGAACACGAAAGGGGGUCUGUGCAGGCGGCGCCAGCGCGCGACACCCCUUUCAACAAGGCGGCGCCGCCCAAGUUGCUACUCGCGAGUCGCGGCGCGCGGGUUGGGGCGCUUACUAG